Messenger RNA from Petromyzon marinus (sea lamprey), 1017 nucleotides. The record is from RefSeq and is a predicted model, not a curated record. Lineage: Eukaryota; Metazoa; Chordata; Hyperoartia; Petromyzontiformes; Petromyzontidae.
GCGCGUGUGUGUAUGUAUAUGUGUACACGUGCGUGUGUACACGUGCGUGUGCUCGCAGGAGUGAAGCGCUUCCAGUGUGUGACGUGCGGGCUGGCGUGGGCGGACGCGCGCUCCCUCAAGCGUCACGUGCGCACCCACACGGGCGAGCGCCCCUACGUGUGCCCGGUGUGCCGCGGGCAGCACAUCGACGCCCGCUCGCUGCGCCGCCACCUCGGGCGUGCCCACGGCGUCGCGGUCGCCAAGAUCUCGCUGCAGCGCGAGACGCUGCACUGCCACAACCGGGGCACGCAGGUCCUCCACGAAGUGCAGCUCAUGAGCGUCGACGACGCGGCCUCGCCCAGCGACGAAGGCGACGGCUCGCAGGUGCUCCUCGCUCACGUCGUCGUCCAAUCGGAAGGGGCCGUCGCCGGCGAGGGCGUCGUCCAAUCGGAAGGGGCCGUCGCCGGCGAGGGCGUCGUCCAAUCGGAAGGGGCCGUCGCCGGCGAGGGCGUCGUCCAAUCGGAAGGGGCCGUCGCCGGCGAGGGCGUCGUCCAAUCGGAUCCCGGCGCGGAGGGGGCAGCCGAGGUCGCCAAUGCCACGGAUUUCACCGCUGCCGCCAAUGUCGUGGAUUUCACCGCUGCCACCAAUGACACCGACUUUACCGCAGCCACGGAUUUCACCGCUGCCACCAAUGCCACGGAUUUCACCGCUGCCACCAAUGCCACCGACUUUACCGCAGCCACCAAUGCCACGGAUUUCACCGCUGCCGCCAAUGCCGCGGAUUUCACCGCUGCCGCCGCCAACGCCGCCGGCGUGGCCGCCGGCACCACGCUCACGGUGGACCGGCGGCUUUACGCGCAGCUCCUGGGGGCAGGCGACGACAGCGGCGGCGGCGGCGGCGGCGGCUGCACCGCGCCGCGCCGCCUGGUGGUGCGGUUCCUGCAGGUGGGGCCUUCAGCCGAGGGGUCAGCCGAGGGGUCAGCCGGCGGGCCGGCGCCGGGAGGACAGGCGAGCGCCGAGGAGGAGGUGGUGGUGGUG